Molecule: messenger RNA, 195 nt
Organism: Paracoccidioides lutzii Pb01
Exons: 1
Coding region: 1-195 (64 amino acids)
Source: RefSeq, a predicted model, not a curated record
AUGGCGCCUGAUACGUCAUCAGUCCGUUACCUCUUCGGUGCCGGCGGUAGCGGUUCCUCAGCUCUCUUGCUGAUGGUUCAGGAUUUCUGUCCAUCCUCCUCCACCAACCGCAGGAAUGACGUCGCCGCUAAGCCAACCCUCUUGAGUUUUGAUCUUGUCCUGCUGAAACUCAAUUUGGACCUGUUGCGCACUUAG